Fusarium sp. VM40 is the source of this 1521-nucleotide messenger RNA. The record is from the annotation of a GenBank genome assembly. NCBI's taxonomy places the organism in Eukaryota, Fungi, Ascomycota, Sordariomycetes, Hypocreales, Nectriaceae.
AUGUCUCUAGGUUCAGAGAAGAACAGUGAUCGCCACUCCCCUGGCAAGGAGGAGGAGGGCGUUGCUACCCAGAGUGAUAGCCCUACCAACGAGAACUCCGUUCCCUUCGUUUCAGAAGAGACAGAGAAGCGUAUUCUCACGAAGCUUGAUAGACGAAUCAUUCCAUGUGUAUGCUGGAUCUAUCUCAUGAACUUCAUGGAUCGAGUCGGAAUUGGUAAUGCUCGUCUUUAUGGUCUUGAGGAGGAGCUCAACCUGAGUGCAAACCAAUACCAACUCGCUGUGUCUAUUCUCUUCGUCACAUACUGUUUAUUCGAGACACCUUCCAACCUCAUCAUCAAGAAGAUGCAGCCUGCUAGAUACAUCGCGGGACUUGUCUUCUUCUGGGGUAUUGUGGCUAUCUUCACCGGAUUCGUCAGCAGCUUUGGCUCUUUAGUAGCCUGCCGUCUCCUCCUCGGCACUUUCGAGGCCGGUCUCUUCCCUGGAAUUAUGCUGUAUCUCACCAUGUUCUACCACAAAAAGCACAUCUCCCUUCGCAACGCCUACUUCUACUCCAUCUCUGCCAUCUCCGGUGCCGUUGGUGGUCUCGUGGCCCUGGGCAUUGGUGAAUUGGAUAACUACGAUGGUCCGGGUCAGGGUGCUGGAGGAUGGCGAGCCUGGCGAUGGAUCAUCACCAUCAACGGUAUCCCCACCGUCCUGACCGCCUUCGUGAUCCCUUUCAUCCUCCCCAACACCCCCGAAACAGCCAAGUUUCUCAGCAAUGAAGAGCGUCAGGCUCUUUUGGACGUCCGGGCUGCCGAGAUCGGUCAGACCACAUCUGGUCAAGAGCUACACAAGGAGGACGUCAUGGCCGGAGUCAAGGACUGGACCAUCUGGGCGCUGUCAAUUGCCCAGUUCUGCAGUCACUCGGUCCUGUACAGUUUCAGUGUCUUCUUGCCUACAAUCAUCAAGGAAAUGGGCGACUGGAGUCCCAAGCAGGUCCAGGGUCUUACAGUCCCCGUGUACGCUGUUGGUUUCGUGACCUACUUGGUCUGCGCGAGGAUCAGUGAUCGUAUCCAGCAGAGAGGUAUCUUCUGUAUCGGUGGUGGAUUGACUAUGAUCUUGGGCUACAUCCUUCUUAUUGCCAACCAAAGCCAAGCCAUGAGUUUCGCAGGCUGCUUCAUCGUUGCCAUUGGACUGUGGACUGGCUCUGGAUCGGGUAUGGCCUGGAUCACUGUCAACCAGCCACGAUAUGGUAAGCGUGCAUUCGCCAGUGGUAUCUUCAUCACUAUUGGAAACUCUGCCGGUGUCGCUUCCCCAUUCCUUUUCGAGGACAAAUACAAGCCCACAUACCGUCCUGGUUACGGAGCUUCCAUCGGCAUGCUAGUCCUUGCCGUCUGCAUCCACACUGCAGUCUACCUGCACUUCAAGAAGCUCAACAAGAGAAAGCUUUCGGGUCAAGAAGACUGGAGAAUUGAGGGCAAGACUGAGGAGGAGAUAAACGAGAUGGGCGAGCAUAACCCUCGCUACAUGUACACUCUGUAA